Acanthosepion pharaonis is the source of this 1293-nucleotide messenger RNA. Lineage: Eukaryota; Metazoa; Mollusca; Cephalopoda; Sepiida; Sepiidae. The record is from the annotation of a GenBank genome assembly.
AUGCCUCAAGAAUUUGUGAGUCAGGCUUUCAACUGUGAUGAAAGCAAUGGCCAAGAAAUCAAUGACAAAAGCAGUCUAAAUAAGGUAACUGAUGCAGUUGAUGAAAAUCCAUUUGUAAUCAAGGGUUCAGUAAGUGCAAGAAAGCAACAUAAAACAGCAGUGAACAGUGUUACAAGAAAUGUGGUUGAGACCUUUUCAAAUCACUCCUCAACUUUGACAUCAUUUGGCACAAAAAAUCUUUUGCUGAGUAAUACUAUACCAACAACAGAUUCGGCUUUUGGAUCUCAAGGCAGUUUUUAUGAUCCACUUUGCAUGCAUCGAGCAGCCACUCAAAUUCAAGCAUUGUGGCGUGGUUUCCAAUGUCGUAAUCUUAAUCCAAUGACCAAACAUGCUUAUAUGGAACUCAGGUGUCUGAGAGCUCAACAGCAUAUUACAAAACUUUCAUCUGAAUUGCAACAACAAAGGGAUAUUUGUGAACAGAAAAACAGCUUACUGAAACAGUUUUUGGAAAUUGUCCAAGUUAUGUGGAAAGAGCUUCAUUUAAACAAAGAUGCUAAACAAGGUAAUUUAUCUCACAAUUUUCUCUGCAAAUCUUCUUGCAAGAAUUGUGCCUCUGAGCAUAUAUCAACAACCUUUAACAAUCAGCUAGAAAAUUUACAGCAAACAUGCUAUGUGCUCAACACCCAGGUAAAACAUCUUCAUGAAACUCUGCACACAUUUAUGAUGGGGAAUUUUUUGUGUCAUCCAGGAAAUAACACAGGUCACCCAGAAUUACAUCUCAAGAAUGAUGGUCCUACUUUAAGUAAUCUUGGUUAUUGGAGUUAUGUUUUAGAAGAUCAAGUUAACCUCAAUAUAAAUGACUUUGAAGAAUCAUCACCAGAAACAACUGCUGAUUCUUGUCCAUAUGUCUCCGUUCCUGAUUGCUUAACUCUGCUCCCACUUUCGGGGAAUUCUGUUAUGUUAUCAUGGUCCCCAUCUACAAUUAAAAGGAUUGAUGAAAAUAUAUCACACACACUUCUUGGCUACAAGAUAUAUAUAAAUGAUCAUCCUAUGGCCUUUGUCUCAGCAAAUAAAAACCAGUUGAUUAUAUCAAAUCUCAACAUCCAUUUAACAUAUAUGAUUUAUGUGACCACAAUAUCAACAUUACAAGAAUCCAACAAGUCACAGAAAUUGGUUGCAAACUACUGCUUGAAAAAUGCAGCCAAAGAUAGAAAUAUUCUUCAUUCUGAUGCUUGCAAAACUCUCAGUUCUUCUAAGCUCAAGGAGGGCAUCUAUAUCAGACCUCAGAUCUGA